Fusarium pseudograminearum CS3096 is the source of this 210-nucleotide messenger RNA. RefSeq lists its product as uncharacterized. The transcript has a single exon. The record is from RefSeq and is a predicted model, not a curated record. NCBI's taxonomy places the organism in Eukaryota, Fungi, Ascomycota, Sordariomycetes, Hypocreales, Nectriaceae. The coding region runs from base 1 to 210 and encodes 69 amino acids.
AUGAAGACUGCCAUCUUGAUCACUGCCCUUUUCAGCGUUGCAAUUGCUGCUCCCGCUCCUCUUCCUAUCUCUGACGCCGCACAAGACCUCGAUACUCGCGCCAGUUGCCCUGGUAGCCAAAGCUGUGUUGGCGGCUACUGCACUGUCUACACAUGCGUUCCUGCCGGUACCAGCACUCAGUGCUUCACCUACAAGUACAACAAGUGCUAG